This is a messenger RNA of Monomorium pharaonis (pharaoh ant), 2914 nucleotides long. RefSeq names its product GTP-binding protein 2. Gene Ontology annotation, molecular function: GTPase activity; translation elongation factor activity; GTP binding. NCBI's taxonomy places the organism in Eukaryota, Metazoa, Arthropoda, Insecta, Hymenoptera, Formicidae. The record is from RefSeq and is a predicted model, not a curated record. Gene Ontology annotation, biological process: translational elongation.
GUUUUCCGCUCUACGUUCCGUCGUUCGCGGUCGGUCAGGAUAUGACGGACAGUUCGUGACCUAGUUGCACAGAGGAAGGAGAAGAGCGAGAAGAAAUAUCGCGGUGAAGUGUCGCGCUUUAUCAUGUCCUGCGACUUCGAGGGUACCAUCAACCUGAACGCACGAUCGCGACGGAACGUAUUUAAUUUUUGAGCCAGAGGACGGAAAUUCGAAAGAUGCGCGCAAUGUGUCAUAACAUCACACGCACCCACGUCUGUCAGAUCUCUCGAUGAAACGUCUCUAUAUACACGCACACAUUUACGUAUACGCGGCGGGAAUCCCUGAAUGUACGCCACUGUUUGGAAGAAAGAAGUAUAUGGAGUCAUUUCUACAACUUUUUGAUCCACAAAAUGAUAAGGAUUUGAGGAGGAGGCGCUGGGACGAUUUUGAAAAUGAAGGGAAUGGAUUGUCAGACUGCGACACUUCUAGUGCCGACGAGGAUCAAGGAGACCGUCUACCACCGGAGCCGGAACAAGGAAACGUAGAGUACAAAUUAAAAUUGAUUAAUCCAUCUAGUCAACGUUUUGAGCAUCUUGUCACGCAGAUGAAAUGGAGGCUAAGAGAGGGACAUGGAGAGGCGAUUUAUCAAAUUGGAGUGGAGGACAAUGGAAGAUUGGCGGGAUUAACAAAAGAGGAAAUGAAAACAUCCUUGAAAACGCUGAAGGAUAUGGCUUCCAGACUGGGCGCUACUAUAAGAAUAUUACGCGAGCGAAUAGCCACGAGUUCCACAAGUAACAAGACUUUGGCGUCACAAAAUAAUAAUAAUAACAAGGAGGAAAAGAAAGUCGCUGAAGUGUUGGUGAAAAAGUUGCGAAAGGAUGACAGAGAGGAUCAGGAUAGUAUCGUAGAUCUGAGACUGGCAGUCACCGGUGCGCAGGAUGCUGGAAAGUCAACUCUCUUAGGGGUACUGACGCAGGGUGAGCUGGACAAUGGUAGAGGUAGAGCGAGGCUCAACAUGCUACGUCAUCUGCACGAGAUAAAGACUGGUCGUACAUCUUCGAUAUCACACGAGAUUAUCGGAUUCAAUAGCACAGGUCACGUCUUGAACUAUGCCGAAAUGGCGACAGCCGAAGAGAUAUGCGAGCACGCGUCGAAAGUCGUUACAUUUAUCGAUUUAGCUGGACAUCGGAAGUACUUGAGGACGACGGUGCUUGGGCUGACAGGAUAUUCACCGCAUCACGUUAUGUUGGUGGUAGCGCCACCUUUGAACGAAGCGUCGCAGGAACAUAUGGCUCUCUGUUUAGCAUUAAAACUUCCUUUCUUUAUCGUCGUGAAUAAAAUUGAUUUAGGAUUUUGCAUAUCUGAAACUUUAGUUCAACUCAAGAACGCUAUGAUGACGCAGGGUUAUCCUAAGCAAUUAGUAUUGUUUAGCAAUAAUGACAUACCGUCAUGGGACUACACAUCCGAUGUGAUACCAGUAUUUAGUGUUAGUUGCGUUACCGGCGAGGGUCUAGAGGACUUGACUAUGUUUAUUAAAAAUUUGUCACCUUACGAGACGAAUUCAAUUGACUCGGACCCGGAAUCAUGUCUAUUUCAAAUUGAUGAGACGUUUAGGGUGGCAGGUUUGACGCAACCAGUUUUAGGAGGAUUACUUGUUAAGGGAGCGAUCGCACCGGGAACUCGUUUAUUGGUAGGACCCUUGCCGGACGGAGAAUUUAGUCCAGUGAAAGUAGUUAGUCUACAUCGUAACAAAGCUCCGUGUUGUUUGGUACGAGCGUCACAGAGUGCCAGUCUGACUCUAGCGCCACCGACGAAUCGUAGUCCUCCUUUGCCACAUCUUCGUCCAGGGAUGGUCUUGGUCUCUAUACGCGAUCGACCACACGCAACACUUUUCUUUCAGGCAACUGUAUUGAUAGUAUAUCAUGCCACUGCGAUAUUUCCUGGAUUUCAAACAACAGUACACGUGGGUAACGUGAGGCAGACUUGUGUCAUUGAGGGAAUAAUGGGCGCAGAUGAUAGGGGACUGCAGACAAAUGACACCGCUUCUGUGCUAUUUAGAUUCGUCAGUCAUCCAGAGUAUCUUCACGUCGGAAUGCGGCUAUUGUUUAGAGAAGGGCGUACUAAGGGAAUUGGCAAAAUCACGCAAAUCUUUCCCAUGAUUGGUUCGCAGAACUCGAUCAAGUAAUGGAAAUUAAAUAGCGCGAUGUAUUGACAUAUGAGAUAUAGUAUUUAUGUAAAUGUAAUUUGAAAAUGAAAGAAAAAAAUGCCUGAAUGUUUUAUAAAAGCAGAAUUUAUUACUGACGUUAUUGACAGUGUAUUGAUACAGUUAUGUUUGAUUAUAGCAUUGCUCAAAAUCAUUACGGAUUCGCUUCUUAAUAUAAAUGAUUGAAUAAACUUGAAAGAGUUUCGUUUAGUUUAUAAGUCAAUGUAAAUAUAUAUUAUGCUUUGCAACUUUUUUGUUGUUCAAACAAAAUUGCUCAAACUAUGAUUCCGUUAUUAUUUUGAGCAGUGUAUUAUCAUGCCACAGAAAAAAAUUUUGUGUGUAUAGUUAGGUGUUUUAUUAAAAUAGUGUAUAUUUAAAAGUGAGAUAAACGAUAUGUUUCAAUGCAAGGGCAGAUAGAGAAAGUUUUCUGACCCAAAAGAUGUUUUCUAUUAUUUUGUGCAAUAUUAGCGUAAAAUAAAAAAAUAUUAAAAUAAUUUAUUUUUUGUGUGUGUGUGUGAGAAAAGUUAGAAAUUUAAGAUACAUUCAAAGAACAUACAGUAUGUUACAAGGCAAGGGCGUCACUAAAAUUUUUGGCCUGAAGGAAAGCUUUAUAUGUAUAUUGUAUCUGUACAUAAGGACGAAGAUAUCCUCGAAUGAUUUUUUUUAAUAUGCUGCUGUAUGUAUUAAAAUAUAUUCAAAGUUUAUGAAGUAAAAACGUGCAUGAAAAUAUUA